This is a messenger RNA of Mytilinidion resinicola, 2019 nucleotides long. Its product is annotated as WD repeat-containing protein. Gene Ontology annotation, biological process: regulation of DNA damage checkpoint. The transcript has 2 exons. Gene Ontology annotation, cellular component: nucleus. Lineage: Eukaryota; Fungi; Ascomycota; Dothideomycetes; Mytilinidiales; Mytilinidiaceae. Bases 130 to 1698 code for a protein of 522 amino acids. Gene Ontology annotation, molecular function: DNA binding; protein binding. The record is from RefSeq and is a predicted model, not a curated record.
AACCUCCUUUCUCGUUGUCGGACACACUUACGGUCCGGCUAUUCCAACCCACGUCUACAGAAACUGCGCGCAACAGUGAUUGCUCUUGUCGCUCUAAUCUAUAGGAAUACCCAUCACCCUUCCUCCACCAUGGCGCGCGGUCCCAAAGUCGAGCUCAGCGAAUAUGAGCAAAAGCGUCAAGAAAACAUAGCCAAAACCCAAGCACUCCUCCGUACCCUCGAACUCGAAGCCGCUCAAGCUGGCAUUGCUCCCUCCUCAAAAGCCGCGGCCAAGGCUAAGGCCAAGUCGAAGAAACCCGCGCCUAAAAAGAUCAAGGAAGAGGACACUGGCCCGCGUCGCACAUCGUCGCGUCUGCGUGGAAUAGUCGCCGAUAGUGAAGUGGCGAAGCGCAAGGCGGAAGACGAACAUGAUGCGUUCAAGGAAGCGGAACGUGCGAAACGGCAGCGUGUUAGUGGAGACCUGAAUCUCAGCGAUAUUGUGGUUGCAGGGCGGAGCUGGGAUCAGGGGGGCAACUUUCUACGGAAUGUUAGGGAGACGAAACCGUAUGAACGGACUUUCAACGCGAAUGAUGUUAAGGAGACGAGUGAUAAAGAGUUGAAAGCAUUAAGAGAGAAAAUGAGUGGGCUGGAGCUUUGGGAAGAUUAUGAGCCCAAUGAGAUCAAGAUCACGCCGGAGCGUAUCUACUCAAUGGGAUUCCACCCGACGGCGGAUAAGCCGCUGGUGUUUGCUGGAGACAAGUUGGGGAAUUUGGGAAUCUGCGACUGCUCACAAAAAGCUUCCGAGGUGAAGCAAGAGGAUGACGAAGAAGAGGACGAAAAGGAAGGGCCCGCGAUCACUACAUUCAAGCUUCAUACACGGACAAUCUGCACGUUUCAGUUCAGUCCAUCGGAUGCGAACGCGCUAUACUCGGCUUCAUACGAUUCCUCGAUUCGAAAACUGGAUCUGGCAAAGGGGGUAGCUGUGGAAGUGUAUGCACCGGUAGACAAGGGCGACGACGACCCCCUUUCAGGUGUCGAAAUCGCAUCAAAGGAUCCCAAUAUGCUAUAUUUCUCAACCCUAGGAGGUACAUUCGGUAUGUGCGAUAUGCGGACGUCGCCACAAAAGUCUGCAGGGUUGGAGAUAUUUCAAUUGUCGGAAAAGAAGAUUGGAGGUUUCUCUCUACACCCACAGCAAGCGCACCUCGUGGCGACAGCAUCCUUGGAUCGCACGAUGAAGAUAUGGGACCUGCGGAAGAUCAGCGGGAAGGGCGAAUUGCGGCUACCAGCGCUGGUUGGUGAACACGAAAGCAGGCUUUCUGUCUCACACGCCGCAUGGAAUUCUGCAGGUCAGGUGGCUACGGCUUCGUACGAUGACACCGUCAAGAUCCACGACUUCAGUGGCUGCGGUGACUGGAAGGCUGGGACGACUCUGACCGACGACGAAAUGGAACCGGCCACGAUUAUACCGCAUAACAACCAAACCGGAAGAUGGGUUACUAUUCUGCGUGCACAAUGGCAACUACAACCCCAGGACGGAAUCCAACGCUUCUGCAUUGGGAACAUGAACCGCUUCGUGGACAUCUACACGAGUAAAGGCGAACAGCUUGCGCAGCUGGGAGGCGAGGGCAUCACGGCGGUGCCGGCCGUGGCCAAAUUCCAUCCAUCGCAAGACUGGGUUGCCGCUGGGACAGCUAGCGGGAAGUUGUGCUUGUGGAUGUGAUUGCCACAAGGACAGCUCUUAGCGAUUAGCUUUUGUGCUCAGCUUACAGCAUAUGGUACAAUGCUAGUGGUGGCUGUGGCCGUUGCAAUUGUACAAGAGUCGCAUAUCAGUUGGACCAUUGGAUUCUUGUCGACAUAACACGAUGAUCGCGAGACCCCAGUAUCCAGUGGACUUUUUGGAAAUGAGGCGCAACGGUUGUAUUUAGAGCAAGCGGUAUUCCGAGGCUGGAUCGAUCAACUAUGCGAGAACUAAGUAAUUAGGCCUUGGGAUAUAACCACCCUUUGCUGAAUCCUGCCUCGGUACGUAGAAGUAUCGCGAGGG